This is a messenger RNA of Drosophila sechellia, 5227 nucleotides long. It is a transcript of the gene unc, whose product is annotated as uncoordinated. NCBI's taxonomy places the organism in Eukaryota, Metazoa, Arthropoda, Insecta, Diptera, Drosophilidae. The record is from RefSeq and is a predicted model, not a curated record. The transcript has 7 exons. Gene Ontology annotation, molecular function: protein binding. Bases 703 to 4860 code for a protein of 1385 amino acids.
UUUUGUCGUUUGACAACUGCCACUCGAUAUCUAUCGGAUCUCGCAGCCGACGGCCAUCUGUCACCCACAGCUAAACACUCGCAAAAGCUGACUGACAUGGACGUCCUGCCCGUUAAUAGUCAAAGUCAUCAAUUUUUGUUUUUUAUAAAAAUGCAUUCUCAAACGGCAGCUGUUCUCGUUGAUUUUGUUAUUUGUAUACCUUUUAAUGCAAGAAACUCAUACUUUAGUUUCACCGUCAGUGCGGCUGAUGUACUUAGCAAUCAGCUGUUUUGCCGACAAUUAUCUAUCGAUAGUCAACUGCCAACUUUUUAGCGGCGCUGUUUUGAAUUAAAAUUCGAAUUAUUAUUAUUGUGAAAAAUACACGCGGUUCCACAAGAAAUAUUGCUGUUUUUAUAUUGUCUCGACAGUAAAUACUACCGCCGUUAGCACGCCUCACAUAGGGGCAAUACAGCUGACACCUUUGGAGGACCAACCCCCGUCGAUCGAGCUGACCUCCUCCUCCCCCAUUUCAUUCAGUUUCCAGGUGGCAGGGCAGGCUCCGUCCCACCUGUCACAUUUCGCCGUUGGUGGUGAGUGUCUCGCGCUCGUGCUCGUUUUACCUGGAAAGUUCAGUUACUCAAACGCGGCGCAUGCAAGCGGCGGUCAGAGGUGCUAUCCUGCGAUUCUCGAUCCCAUCCGAACCUCCAGUUCCUCCAGGACGGCAUGAAGGUCCGCCAGGUGCCGGCGAGCACGACCACGGCAUCGUUCCGGGCGAAGCAGCGGGAUGUGGGCGGCAUCGGCAUGCCCUGCGAGCGGGAGCGGAAGCACGAGGCCGCAAAGCGGGAGCGGGAGGAGCAGCUUAAGCAGGAGCGGGUCACAGCGGCGGCGUCAGCGGCGGCACAGCGGGUGCGCCAGCAUAAUCGUAGGCUCAGCACCGAAGGCGAUUCCGCCAGGCGGAGAAUACCGCAGUCCAGGGAGCGACUCCAAGCAGGCGGACUGGGCAGACCAGGACCGGGCGGACCAUCAAAUAUAACUAGAGUCACGCGGGGAUCAUCAUUGCCGCCGGAGGUUGGAGCGCACGGAUCCCGCACAGGAAGGCCUAUCAGAAAGCACGUACCUAUUCCUCAGGAUCAGAUUGAGGAGCAGGAUGACUCCGAUGUCAGGGCGGAGCGGCUGAGGCAACAGCUCGAGGAACUGGCCGCGAUGUCGGAGGACGAGUUCGAGGUGAAGUUCCGGCAGUGGCUGGACCAGGAGGGGAUUGCCCGGGAGAUGCACUCUCACCUGCGGGUGGAGCUCAUUCACUGCUUCAAUAGCACGGCACUCGGCCAGCUUUUAAGCAAGGCUGCUGGUGCGCAGAUGGCUCACUCCCAUGCUCUGCUUCUCUCGCCACUGUCGAUGGUGCUGCACACUCUGGUGGCGGAGUUCCUGCACUCCCAGAACUGCCACUUCACACUGUCGGUCUUCUGCAGCGAGACCCCGCAUCGCAGCAAGCUGCCGGACUUCCGGAGUCGGCCGGAAUUCCGAUUCCAGACGGAGGAACUGCAGGAGGUCGUGGCCGCCAUCUUGGGAGAAAAAGAGGCGUUGGCGGAUCCGGAAUUUGGAAAGCUGGCGGAGGCGCACUACGAGGAGGAUCUGGCUGGACAAACGCAGUGCUUGCUGAUGGCUCUAAUGCGAACGCUGGUGGAGAUCAGGAGGACCGUGCCCGAGCAGGAGGUGGAACAUCCGGUCCCUGUCUCUCUGCAAGACACCGGCUGUCAAACGGAGCCCUCUGCCUGCGUAGAAGCUCGUCCCGAGGUGGACACCACUGGUCUGUACCAGGCGGAGGAGCACGAGCUGAUUCUGGGCGCAGAUGGCCGAAGUGUCUUUGUGGGCGGUCGUGUCUCGCAAUCUCUGCACUCCGUGGAGCAGCAGCUUAAUCAGUUGAUAAAGAACCUCCGCGAUUUGGCCAAGUCGUGUGCUCCGCCCGUUGAGGUGAUAUCCUCGGAAAAAUUCGAGGAUCUCCUAAUAAAAGAGCUGCGCGAAAGGGAGCGACUCUUGAAAGCUGGCCAAGCAUUUAAACCGGGCGAACCGGUCAUCAAAAUUGCCUCCGGGGACAAGGAAGAGGAGCAGGAGGUAACCAGUGGCAGGAACCAGAAAGAUGUGGUUCACUCCAACCUGGGACCCAUUCAAGUGCCAGCCCUGGAUGUUGCCAUUCCUCAGCUGCCCCGUCUCCACAGUGAACAACUGGCCAGCCUGGCCGUGAUCCGCCAGUCCCUCGAAAAGGUUCAGAAAAAGAGCCGUCAGCCACAGGGCCGGAUGUACGUCUCCAUGGAGCGAAUGGAGACCCUGAUGGGGGAUGUGUGCGGCUGUGUCCAACUACUUAGCAACGUUCUCAAUCUCUCCAUGGAGCAGGAGCACUCUGUGGGUAUGCACAAGGGCUUCAAAUUGGGCUACCGCGAGGGCUUUGCCCACGGCCACUUCAUGGGCCUGCAGGAGGGCCGGAAACUGGAGCAGUUGGAGCAGAAGAAGUGGCAAAAGGAAAUACCACUGCCCGAGAAGCGGGAAAACUCCGUGCAAACGGAGAGCACGAUACCCACUGCAAGUAGAGCCACCCAAACAUCGAUGAAGUCAGCUCACACGGAAAAUGUCAUCACUCAAACGGAGCAAAUGCAUCUAAGGGACGCUGGGAAUCAGGCUAGUUGCGAGCCGCCAAUCUUACAAAAGUCCUACGAGCAGUGGAUCCACGAGAUGCUGCACAGCUUCAGUGGCCAAGUGUUCCUCGAACGGGUGGAGCUCUCCCUGAACAAGGCGCUGGAGCUGCAAAAGGAGCGGCUAGACGAACUCUUCCAGGUGAAGUUGCGACACCAGGCCGAGAUGCUUCGUCUAAACAGACGGCAGAACUCCUGGCGGACCCUGUGCAAGCGUGUGGAGCGGGACUCGCAAUCGUCGGCGGAGGCGCGCGACCUCGUGCAGCAGAUCUUCCGGCUCCUGGAGCACUACGAGACACACCAUCAGCAGCUGGCGGAGAAGAUCCAGCAGACGGAGCUUGCGGCGGAGCAGGCGGCUCGCAUCAUGCCCAUGUGGGCGGAUGAAACUGGUGUUGGCUCCGCUUCUGGCAACUGGAACACGGCGAUGUCUACCACGCUCAUCUCCAGUGAGAUUUGCACUCCGCCUCUGGCUCAGCCUGCCGCUGAUGAAGCGCUUCUCGGUGAAAUCACUGGCAAGGAUGUUGUUAAGUCCCAUGUGGAACAGCACACGUAUCCUGACCUGGGAUACCCCUAUCAAUUGUUGACAUUGGCUCCGCCAGGUGGAGUUCCAGUUGCAGGCACCUUUGUGCCUGUGACUCGCCUUCCUGCCCACUUGCUUGGGGCUUCUGAACACCCUGUUCCUCUGGUCCCAGUUGCAAGGGUCUACAGUGAUCCUACGAAAACGUCGAGACAACCAGUUUUUCGGAGUAGCGCUCCUGCAGAAGAAACUGGCGGUGGUCAUCCCGUAGACGGCGACACCAAUGCUUUCACAUUCCAAGGAGGCCCCGUAUCCGGGAAUCUGUAUUCAACGGAAAAUAGAACCCAAGCUCCUGCUACUCCAAGACAACAGUUUCCUGUUCCUUUACAUGAUCCUGCUCCUCGGGACCAUUCACCACGUGCAUCACUGCUGCCGUCCGUUGAAACGGUACCUCCAGCAGGACCUCCUCAACCUUCUAUACCUCCGAAACCGCCAAUGCAUUCGGUGGCCACCAACACGAUAAAUCCACUGCCUCCAAAAGCGACGCCUUUCAAACCGUUAAAUAGACAACUUUCAGAAGGGCCGAGCUUUGAGGAGGCUCUACUAAGUGCCAAAAGCCGAAUGCUGCAGUUGGAACAGGAGAGCGACCUAUUGGAACAAAGUUUUCUCAGCUACCUGGAGAAGACCAAGCCGAAGACAUCCGCCCACAAGUCAUCAGAGGAUGCCACAAGGGCCCGGAGAAUCCGCUCCAGCUGCCAGCGGGAACGAGAGCAGAUGCAUCGCACUAUGGACGGUUUCCGGGAUUGGCAUCGACGCGUCCGCAAGGAGGACGCAGCUAGUGUGGCUCAACUGGAGGAGCUGCGCAACCAACAACUUUUACCCGGUCCCAUCUUGGACUCCAAGGGGUCGUCGCCGCUGUGGCUAUCGGAACUGGACGAGGGCCACGAAGACGACAGCUAUCCCUUUACGAAUGCCAUCACCGAAGCCAGGAACAAGGUGUUGGGCAGGAUAAUGCCAGUCAGAAAGGAGGAGCAGAAGGAGAAGCAAACCGUUAAGAAUUGGCUAGCAGAUCUGCCAUUGCAGAUUACUGAAGCAUCUCCGAAACAGGAUCGCCUUCUGACCAAUGUUAAGCCCGCUGUAACGCGGAGCAGCUGCAAUGGGGAGAUGAACGUGCUCCUAAAACGGGCCAAAGAUGCGCUCGGCCUGAGAACACCAAACCCACUUCUGGAUAGCAGCAGCAGCAGUUCCAGCAUGGAGCUGCCCUCCUUGGGGGCCGGCAGAUCGCCCAGCACAAAGUUCCAGCAAUCCAUGGCCAGGAUGCAGAUGCUCUUUGGCGGCGCAGAGGCAGUGAAACCUGCAGUGCCCACAAAAACAGGAAGACCUGUGAGUGCACCCACCGCAGCAUCGGAACCGGGGUUGUGUGCACAUUUGGAGCUCCCGAAACGCCCCCACACGGCGCCCACUCUUCACACAAUCAACGAAAAUGAACCAGCCGUUCAUCAUUUGGAUGUCUCCACUUCCAGUUCCUCGCAAAGCACUUUGCCCGGAAGAUCGUCGGGCGAAGCUUUCGAGGAUUUGGUCAUGAGCGCCGUGGCGGAUGGAGCCCGGGGGCGGAAUGCGGAAUCUAGCACGGAGGUUUCGUACAGCCAGGCGUUCUGGAAACGCAUAAACCUGUGAAACAAUCAAGGAAAGAACUAAUUAAUAUGUUCAAACUGAUAAAAUAUCUAAUUAGGUUCCAAAACUCCCUUUAUAGAGUCCGCCGCAUCUCCGUAAAUCGGAAUAGAUUUGUGUUUGUGGUUGUAUAUCUCUUAAUAAACAUUAAAGUGUAACAUUAGAAUUAAUGUACUUUUUUUUAACAUUAUCCGAAAUUAAUCGAUAUUAAACUGAGUCAUCAAAAUAGGUGCCAAUAGAUUUAAUCCAUCCUAAGACGUGCAAGAGGGCGAUCCUUAACCACAAUUUCAAGGUUGCGGUUUGUUGCGAAGAACAAAAUAUUAUUAAUACAAUUAAUAAAACGCAUUGUUUUUUGGCCAAAAUUGUGCGCAUU